CUUCGACGUCUCAGAGAGCUCCUGCUUCUCCUACUCCCACGAGUCGCUCUCAAGCACCUGCUCCUUCGCCCACUCGUAUAACUCAGUCGCAAUCCAUGGUUACUCCUGCGAAGCCCACUGUUAACGGUAAGACUACCAAUGGACCAUUCCCUGUUUCCACGAACAAACUAGAGACACCUCGACUGCGCACCAAUGGUCUUCCCAUUAAGCCCACUCUACCAGCAGUUCCUUCUCCUCUCAGGCAAGCCUGGGGUCAGAGUGAUUCUCCUCCUUCCAACUCUCCCCCGAGAAGGCCUACAAAGGCUGCGAACUUCAUGGCAGACCUCAUUAAGGAGGUCACUCCUCCUAAGAAGGCAGACGUAUCGAAUCCCUAUCAAACUGCAAGUCCCGUUAAACCACCGCCAAAGAAACAGACCGCAAAGAAAUUGAGGUCUACUCGAUCGACAGAGCAGAAGCAGACUGAGAAGGAGAAGGCGAAAGAGCCAGAAUUAUCCACCCAGGCAAUUAUUGAAGCCACGGUACCUAAGGGAAGUAAACGGGCGAGACCUCCACCGGAGUUAGAGACUUCAGCCUCUGCUCAGCCUGCUGAAACUGCGACUUCUCCACCAAAGUUCCCUGGCAGUCCCCCUCGCAGAAGCCCCAGGAAUCAGGCAAGCGAUUUACCUCCUGCCAACGGUUCUGCUGGUUUGGACAGAUCGUUGAAGCCUGCGCCUACGCUCCAA
Molecule: messenger RNA, 722 nt
Organism: Serpula lacrymans var. lacrymans S7.9
Lineage: Eukaryota; Fungi; Basidiomycota; Agaricomycetes; Boletales; Serpulaceae
Exons: 2
Source: RefSeq, a predicted model, not a curated record